Messenger RNA from Triplophysa rosa, 2388 nucleotides. RefSeq names its product exocyst complex component 8 (gene exoc8). Gene Ontology annotation, biological process: Golgi to plasma membrane transport; exocytosis; intracellular protein localization. The transcript has a single exon. Bases 137 to 2191 code for a protein of 684 amino acids. Lineage: Eukaryota; Metazoa; Chordata; Actinopteri; Cypriniformes; Nemacheilidae. Gene Ontology annotation, cellular component: exocyst. The record is from RefSeq and is a predicted model, not a curated record.
GGUGCCGUGUUUCCUGUGUAGAGGAAGCUAGCAAGACUUCUGCAGCAGUACAUUGCAAUGACACCUUAAAUUUCGCGUAGUCAUACCGAUAUCUGUGCUUCAGUCGUAUAUUUUCUAUCGCCACAAUCUUGUAAAGAUGGCAGACACGGGAAAUCGCCUGCGUAACUUACUGGAAUCUCCUAAUUUUGAGCCUCAGUCAUACGUGAAGCAGCUCUCGCAGCAGUCCGACGGUGACCGAGAUUUACAAGAGCAUCGUCAAAAAAUACAAACGUUGGCUGACGAAACCGCACAGAACCUGAAGAAAAACGUCUACAAAAACUACAGACAGUUCAUCGAGACGGCCAAGGAGAUUUCAUACCUGGAAAGUGAGAUGUAUCAGCUCAGUCACAUUCUCACAGAGCAGAAGAGUAUAAUGGAGAGUAUCACACAGUCUCUCCUGUCUUCUGAUAAAGAUGAAACGGCCAAAGAGAUGCUCGCAGCCUUUCCUAAAGAAAGCGAAGAGGUCAAACAAAGAACCCUGACCACACUUCUGGAAAAGGUAGAGGGAUGCAAGAACAUCAUGGAAACCCCAGGCAGAUAUCUGGUUUAUAAUGGAGAUCUCUUGGAGUAUGACGCAGACAACAUGUCACAGAUUCAAAAGGUCCACGCUUUCCUCAUGAACGACUGUCUGCUCAUCGCGACUUGGCUGGCUAACAGACGCGGAGCCGUGAAAUACAAAUACAACGCGCUGUAUGAUCUGGAAAGCUUUGCCGUUGUAAAUGUUAAAGACAACCCCCCGAUGAAAGACAUGUUCAAAAUCCUGAUGUUUCCCGAGAGCCGCAUCUUCAAAGCCGAGAACAGCAAGAUCAAGAAAGAGUGGCUGGAGAUCCUGGAGGAAACGAAGAAAAACAAAGUGGCGAAGGACAAGAACAAAAAGGUAGAGGAGGUGCCGACAUCGCCGGUCAGACAGGAAGUGUCCACAAAUCCCUUCGAUAAAGACGAACCUCUGGAUUCUGAGGAGCUGGUGGAUCUGAGCCCCGAAUGGAUACAGGAGCUGCCAGAAGAUCUUGACGUGUGCAUUGCUCAGAGGGACUUCGAGGGUGCUGUCGACCUGUUAGAUAAGCUGAACGAAUAUCUGAAGGAGCAGCCGGUGUCUCCGCGGGUGAAGGAGCUGAGGGUCAAGGUGGACGAGCGGGUUCGACAGCUGACGGAAGUGCUGGUGUUUGAGCUCUCCCCCGAUCGCUCCCUCCGCGGGGGACCCAAAGCCACGCGGAGAGCCGUCUCCCAGCUCAUCCGCUUGGGUCAAUCCACAAAGGCCUGUGAUCUGUUUUUGAAAAACCGAGCUGCGGCGGUCCGGACUGCCAUCCGCCAGCUGCGCAUUGAGGGCGCCACGUUGCUUUACAUCCAAAAGCUCUGCAACAUCUUCUUCACGAGUUUGCUCGAGACCGCCAGGGAGUUUGAGAUGGACUUCGCGGGCAACACUGGCUGCUACUCCGCCUUCGUGGUCUGGUCUCGCUCGGUGAUGAAAGUCUUCGUAGACGCCUUCAGCAAACAGGUGUUUGACAGCAAAGAGAGCCUGUCCACCGCCGCGGAGUGCGUGAAGUUCGCCAGCGAACACUGCAAGCAGCUGAGCGAGAUAGGCCUGGAUCUCACCUUUAUUUUGCAAACGUUACUGGUCAGAGACAUCAGGGAGGCCCUCCAAAGCCAGAAAGACAUAAUCAUAGAGGCCACGAAGCAUCGUAACUCUGAGGAGAUGUGGCGUAGGAUGAACCUGAUGACUCCUGAAGCUCUGGCCAAACUCAAGGAUGAAAUGCGGAGCUGUGGGAUCAGCAGCUUCGAUCAGUACACGGGGGAAGACUGCUGGGUCAACCUGAGCUACACCGUCGUGGCCUUCACCAAACAGAUGAUGGCGUUCCUGGAAGAGGGGCUGAAGCUGUACUUCCCCGAGCUGCACAUGGUGUUUCUGGAGAGCCUGCGGGAGAUCAUACUGGUGGCCGUGCAGCAUGUGGAUUACAGCCUGCGCUGCGAGCAGGAGACAGAGAAAAAGGCCUUCAUUCUCCAGAACGCAUCGUUCCUGCACGAGACUGUGCUUCCUGUUGUGGAGAGGAGGUUUGAGGAAGGUGUCGGGAAACCGGCCAAACAGCUGCAGGAUUUGAGAAAGAGCUCUCGGUCUGUCAGGGUCAAUCCUGACAGCACUACAUCUCUUGUUUAACAGCUUUGAAUGAACACUGAUUACUUGCGUUAUGUACUAGUUGAGGUCUUAAAAUCUCAUAUAAUUUAGUUCGGUGCACUUUUAAACUCGUACACUCCUUAACUCAAACCACCGAAAGCAAAUCCAGAACACUUCAUCAUUUCAUAGUAAUAAAUGUAUUAAUUUAUUUUAAAGAGAUAAACUGUUGGAUUUUCGAU